Messenger RNA from Hevea brasiliensis (rubber tree), 1431 nucleotides. Its product is annotated as anthranilate synthase beta subunit 1, chloroplastic. The transcript has 9 exons. Lineage: Eukaryota; Viridiplantae; Streptophyta; Magnoliopsida; Malpighiales; Euphorbiaceae. Gene Ontology annotation, cellular component: cytosol. Gene Ontology annotation, biological process: L-tryptophan biosynthetic process. Bases 169 to 1002 code for a protein of 277 amino acids. The record is from RefSeq and is a predicted model, not a curated record.
UAAAGAACAUAAUAGAUUAAUUAAAUAGUAAUUUUCUUAAAAUAAAAAGAGAUUUUCCAAAUAGAGAAUUUCAUCGCAUCCUUACCGCUGCAGUGCUAUUCUGAUGCGAAUAAGGAAAAAACAGGCAAUGGCUGGUUUGUCUAUCUGCAGUGCUCUGUGACAUCUACUAUGGCUGCAAGUCUGCUUUCACAGUCUCUCUUUCAAUACAAACCCUCUAUUCCCCUCGAGAUGCUUCAAAACCCUCGUCUACCUUCCCCCUCAACCGUCUCUCUUCCAUCAAAAUUGAACUUUGAGGCGAAGAGGGAAAAUGGGUUCGUUGCAAAGUGUUCAAUGGCCGUCACAGGAUCGAAUUCUUCGGCUGCGGUUUCGAUUAAUAGGGAGAUGAAGAAUCCCAUAAUUGUCAUUGACAACUAUGAUAGCUUUACUUAUAAUCUUUGCCAGUACAUGGGGGAGUUAGGAUGCCACUUUGAGGUUUAUCGGAAUGAUGAGUUAACUGUGGAAGAGUUAAAAAGGAAAAAUCCAAGAGGGGUGCUUAUAUCCCCAGGACCAGGCACACCACAAGAUUCUGGAAUAUCAUUGCAAACUGUUUUGGAGCUUGGACCUCUAGUGCCCUUGUUUGGUGUGUGUAUGGGGCUGCAGUGCAUUGGAGAGGCUUUUGGAGGGAAGGUUGUGCGUUCUCCUUAUGGUGUCAUGCAUGGGAAAAGUUCUCUCGUAUAUUAUGAUGAGAAAGGAGAAGAUGGCUUGUUUUCUGGGUUACCAAACCCAUUCACUGCUGGGAGAUAUCAUAGCUUAGUGAUUGAAAAGGAGAGUUUCCCUAGUGAAGAACUUGAGAUUACAGCAUGGACAGAGGAUGGACUAAUAAUGGCUGCUCGUCACAAAAAGUAUAAGCAUCUGCAGGGGGUACAGUUCCAUCCAGAAAGCAUUAUAACAUCAGAAGGCAAGACAAUUGUUGGCAAUUUCAUCAAACUGAUAGAGAGGGAGGAGGCUGAAUCUCAAAACUAGUAAACAUACCAUGGUAUGCUUAAAUAGAAAAGUAGAGAUAUGUUUUGGGGGGGGGGGGGGGUGGGGGUGGGUUGGUUGUGUGGUGUGUGGUGUGGUUGGAGAGUGUAGCCUUUGGUUUGGUACUUUGUUUCAUGACAUUUUCAAAAGCAUGUUUUUGUUAUCUGUACAAUCUAUGCCUAAUGAAUAGUUGAUAAUUAAAUAAUUUCUGUAGUUGUAGCAAACUUUUUCUUUAACAAUUCAGGGGCACAACACAUUUCUAGAAAGAUCGCCCUUCUUAUCUCAACCGGUUAUGUAUGCAGUUUGUGGAAAACUGCAGAAUGAAGUUAAGCUUUGAGACUGUUUAUGGAGCUUUUCUUUAUGAUAUAAAGCCUUGUUGCUGUUGAAAGUUGAUUUCAACUCUUGACAGCUUGCCUUGUUGUUGCUUUUUUA